Aspergillus fischeri NRRL 181 is the source of this 1023-nucleotide messenger RNA. RefSeq names its product zinc-dependent alcohol dehydrogenase family protein. Gene Ontology annotation, molecular function: oxidoreductase activity. The transcript has a single exon. The coding region runs from base 1 to 1023 and encodes 340 amino acids. NCBI's taxonomy places the organism in Eukaryota, Fungi, Ascomycota, Eurotiomycetes, Eurotiales, Aspergillaceae. The record is from RefSeq and is a predicted model, not a curated record.
AUGCAAAUGAAAGCUGUUCGCAUUGCCAAGGCUGGCGCCAAAAUUACCGCCGAACUUCGUGACGAAUCUCUGCCGACUCCAGGUCCGCGCGAUGUCCUGAUCAAGGUCCACGCUGCUUCCCUGAACUAUCGCGACACGGCUCUGCUGAGGGGUGAAUAUCGUGCGCCGACUAAGGGAAACGGUAUUCCUGUUUCUGACGGUGCUGGAGAGGUUAUUGCAGUCGGAACAGAUGUCACACGGAUUGCAAAGGGCGACCGCGUCGCAGUCAGCUGCGUUACAAAUUGGAUUGCUGGCCCAUACAUCCCGGAGUAUCGUUCAAGCAGCGUUGGGUUCACUGUCGACGGGCUGUUGGCUGAAUAUGUGAUUUUUAACGAGGAUGCACUCGUCUGCAUCCCUCGUUAUAUGUCCUACGUCGAGGCUGCCUCCCUUCCUUGUGCGGCUGUUACCGCCUGGACGGCCCUUAACAAAGUUGAGCCCCUCCAGCCGGGCCAGACCGUGCUGAUCCAAGGCACCGGUGGUGUUUCGCUCUUUGCGUUACAAUUUGCGAAGAUUUUCGGCGCUCGUGUCCUGGCAAUCACAUCCUCGGAUACGAAGGCCGUUAAGCUUAAAGAGCUUGGAGCCGAUGCCGUUGUGAAUUAUAGUACCACCCCUGAUUGGGAUCGGGAAGUCCUCUCUCUGACGGGUGGCAAAGGUGUUGACAAGGUGCUGGAUAUUGCUGGAGAGAAGACUAUCGUGAAGUCCGCAGCAUCGACUAAAAUCACUGGCACCGUUGUCCUGAUUGGAUUCGCAAGCGGUUUCGGUGGCGGCCUUCCGCCAAUUGAUAUCCUCGUUCGAUCCCUUACAGUAACUGGGUCUACUAUUGGUUCGCGGGUCGAGUUCGAGGCUAUGCUUCAGGCUAUGGAACGGCACCAAGUCAGACCUAUCAUCGAUCGCGUCUACCCCUUCGCGGAAUUCCACGAGGCAUACAAAAGACUCGAGGGUGGACAACAAAUCGGCAAAGUCGUUAUUGAAAUCGCGAAAUAA